This is a messenger RNA of Diaporthe citri, 840 nucleotides long. RefSeq lists its product as uncharacterized. NCBI's taxonomy places the organism in Eukaryota, Fungi, Ascomycota, Sordariomycetes, Diaporthales, Diaporthaceae. Gene Ontology annotation, cellular component: membrane; cytoplasm. Bases 1 to 840 code for a protein of 279 amino acids. The transcript is spliced from 3 exons. The record is from RefSeq and is a predicted model, not a curated record.
AUGUCAGUCAAGUUCGAGCGAGAGACGUACAAGCAGGCCGAGGGCGCCGCCGGCCCCGCCGUCUCUGCUGCAGCGGAGCUUCUCGGGAGGGAUGGUCCCAUUCCCGGGACAAGCGGCAAGCACCCUAUAUCCGAGGCGGUCGGCACGGCCCUUACUGGUGGCAAGCAGAUGGCGGGCACCAAGGGCUAUCUGAUGGCAUACAUCAAGCAGCUUGAGGAGAACCCAAUGCGGACCAAGAUGCUGACCGCCGGCACGCUCGCCGGCGCUCAGGAGGUGAUUGCCUCGUGGCUGGCGAAGGACCGCAACAAGAACGGCCACUACUUCACGUCGCGCGUGCCGAAGAUGGCCGCAUACGGCGCCCUCGUCAGUGCGCCGCUCGGCUCACUGCUGAUCUGGGUUCUGCAGAAGGUCUUCAAGGGGCGCACGAGCCUGCGAGCCAAGAUCUUGCAGAUUCUCUUCAGCAACCUCAUCAUCGCCCCCAUCCAGAACGCCGUUUACUUGAGCGCCAUGGCCAUCAUCGCCGGCGCCAGGACGUACCACCAGGUGCGGGCCACUGUCCGCGUCGGUUUCUGGAAGGUCAUGCGUGUCAGCUGGAUCACAUCGCCCGUGUGCCUGGCCUUUGCGCAGAAGUUCCUGCCCGAGAACACCUGGGUGCCCUUCUUCAACCUGGUCUCGUUCAUCAUCGGCACCUACAUCAACACCGUGACCAAGAAGAAGAGGCUGGCCGCCUUGCGCAAGAAGCACUUCGGUGACGACCGCAGGGGACCGGGUUCGGUGGCCGGGCCUCCACCAUCGGACUACAAGGGAGACUACUCGAUUGGGCCGAACCCUCCAUACUAA